AUUAUUUAGAGAAAUUUGCACAGAGAAAGUAGCUUUUUGCUCUCUUGUUUUUCUUCCAUUCAGAGAAUUUCCUCUGUUUCCCCUUUUUCUAAUUAUUUCUUUUCAGCAAGAUCUGCUGGAGAAAUGGAAUUCCCCUGAAGAGAGUGAAACUAAGUUGGGCUUAGUCACAUGAUCAGAGAUUGCGAAAAAUGGGAGAGAGGAACCUGCCAACAGUCGGAGAAGAACAACAAGAAGUUAUUUGAGACAGGGAGAAAGCAACUGGCUGUUCUUCAGAAUUCCUUGAGCAAGAAACUGUUUUAAUAUUUUUCAAGGAAGAAGGUCAGAGAGGUAGGAUAGGGGCAUCCAUCUUUGGUUGGGAUUAAAAACGAGUGUCAUUUAUUUGGUAGUCUCUCUGCCAUCAUGAAGACUUGGCUGAUCCUCCUGUAUUUGGCCAUUACGAUCAUAUCAAGUUUUCCGCAGGCUGCAUCCAGUACAGAAACAGUUGCUGAGUGGACUGAAGAACCUGAACUAGUCCAAAGCACCAGCAGCAAGGAGGAGAAGACCGUUUUGCAGAUUAUCUUGUCAUGGUUCUGGCCAAAGCAUAAGGAAGUGACAGGUAAUAGAAAUGAUAUAACACCACCUCCCUUUCAAGAAGCUGGGAGGACUGAAGAAACUGAGCAAUCCCUGGAUCCAGAUACCAACAACAAGGAUGACAGUCAAUCAUGGAGGCUUUUCAGGACCAACUUGAAGUUUCAUUCUCAGGAGACUUCAGAUAAGGAUAUGCAAGGACAUUACAAUGAAGAGAAAACUUCUAACCAGAUAGUUACAUCUACAAAUGUACCAGUGGAAAAUGGAGAAGAUAGUACUAUUACUAUGGCAACCAAGCAGACAGUCUUUGAUCAUCAGUUUCCGGAACUUUUAAAUGUCAAAGAACAAUCUGCUGAAGUCCCAACAGAAGGAUCAACCACAGCAAGUACUGCCCCCAUUCCCACAGUGUCCGAUACUAGUUGCCCACCUGAAUCAUGCUCACAACGCUGGGAACCAUGGCCUGCAUGUGCUGAGUCCACUCCAGAAGAUGAACAGAAGCUGGCUGAGGCUCUAUCCAAAUUUGCACUUGAGUUCUAUAAAAUAGCAAUUCAGAAAAAGGAUGGUAACUUGGUUUUCUCACCCCUCAGCAUCACAACAACCCUAUCCAAUCUCCUAUUAGGAGCCUGCGAUGAAACCAAAGAUCGUCUUGAGAAGUUGCUGUUCUAUCCUAAAGAAUUUGCAUGUGUACAUAGAGCCCUGAAAGCCUUUGGCAAAUCUGAAGCCCUGACUUCAGCCAAUGCGAUUUUUUAUCAACCAGCACUUAAGAUGAGCAGUGAAUUUCAAAAUCUAACAAGUACAUUCUAUCAAACCAAGCUGAAGGUCCUUACUAACAACACCCAGCAGGCAGUAACUGAUAUCAACUCAUGGGUGAGUAAACGUACUGGUAACAAGAUCAAGAAACUCUUGGAUGACCUAGAUCCUGAUGCCCAAAUGGUGCUCCUCAACGCUGUCUACUUCCAUUCCAAAUGGAAAACUACAUUUAAACAAACAAAUACAAGGCUUGAAGUUUUCUACCGUCCUGGCCUCCCUCCCGUCAAGGUGUCCAUGAUGACCAGUAAGAAGUAUCCAGUGGCCUCCUACUUUGACAACAAUUUGCGGGCUAAGGUUGGCCGGUUUCAGCUGUUCCACAAUUUGAGUUUGGUGAUCUUCAUCCCUCGCUCCCAGUUGACAAACCUCUCUGAGAUAGAGAACCGUCUCAGUGCAUCAGCCUUCAUGUCAGCCUUGACCAAGCUAGAGGCCAUGCCUCUGAAGCCAACAAUAGUAACCCUACCAAAAUUUAAGCUGGAAUCAUCCCAAGACCUUAGCACAAUCAUUGGAGAAAUGGAUUUUGGCUUUUUCUUUGAUCCUGACUUGUGUGGGAUCACUCAGAGUAAAGAAGUAGCUGUGUCCAGUGCCAAGCACAAGGCUGUGCUACAGAUCUCAGAGGAGGGAGCAGAGGGAGCUGCUGCAACAGCAGUCAUCUUAGCACGUACAGCCGCUUUCUUUGAAGUGCAACAGCCUUUCAUAUUUUUGUUUCUGAAGGAUAAUAGAGUCCCACUUUUCCUGGGACGUGUCAAUGAUCCACUGUCAUUAUAACCUUUCCAUGUCCUCUCAGCUUCCAUCAGUGGGAUGAAGCCAGCUUGCAGAUUGCCCUAGCUCAGCCUGUAUAAUGUAGGCACAAGGUUUGUGGAGCUGUGGUUAUAUGCAACACAUUUAUUUAGUCUCUUCUUUUUGCUCCCAUUAAAAGGUUCUUGUAUCUUUUCAUUCUAUCUUUUUUAAAAAGAUCUAUUCUCUGCUUCAUAUCCUUUUGCCUCUAUGAGCCUAGGAGAAACCCACCUCUCCUCAUUUAUGCUGUGUAUGAAGAAAGUUGAAAAAGAGAGGCUCCCUUUUGGCCUUCCUAAAGAAUAAAGUGCAAUUGUAUUGA
Molecule: messenger RNA, 2470 nt
Organism: Python bivittatus (Burmese python)
Lineage: Eukaryota; Metazoa; Chordata; Lepidosauria; Squamata; Pythonidae
Gene: SERPING1
Product: serpin family G member 1
Biological process (GO): negative regulation of endopeptidase activity
Molecular function (GO): serine-type endopeptidase inhibitor activity
Source: RefSeq, a predicted model, not a curated record